ACGGUUUACAGAGGGACCGCGAGCAGCUGAUUGGUCGCGGACCGCGGUGACGUCGGCGGGCGCUGCAUUAAGGCGAGGGGGCUUCCAGAGCUCAGCCAACAGCCAGGAGCGGUGACCGAGCCGCCGGAGCCUGGGAGAGACGCGCCGCGGCGGGGACUGGGCCAAGAGACCGGGAACCGAGGGACGCGCGCCCGGGAAGAGCCAGCGACGAGCAGUGGCCGGAGCGGCGACAGAGGUGGCCCGUGCCCCAAGCUGUUCCAGCCUCAGGCCUAUUGUAGCCGCUACACCAGGACAAUUUUUUAAGCUCUCGAAGCUGCCCCCCGCCCCUGACUCCUCCAGCUGCAAAAGGGGGGCGGGUAGGCUAGAAAGGAAAUCCAGAUUUGCCACUACAACGGAAAAAGAGGGGGGAAAAGAAAAGAAAAGAAAGUCGAGCGACUGGGGGUUGGACGCAGGCAGCCGGAGCGCGGGCCGAGCGAUGCGGGGCUGCGCGCCCAGGCCGCGGCGAAUUGUGACUGGAGCCACGAUGAACUGCCAGGCGCGGUGAGGAGCCAGCCCGUAUCGCCUCCCAAAGGAGCCCAGGUGCAGUGAAGGCCGCCCCGAGGACACUGAGGUCGCCGGGCAGGCCACGGGCGGAGGUGAAGGGGCUGUGGGGAGCGAGAGAGCGCGCCUGGCUGCGUCCGUCCGUGGUUGUUCCUCUCCGUUCUCGAUUGACACAAACACUUCUCCAAAAGAGGGGAAACCCAAGCAACAACAACAAUCAACAACAAGCUCUUCUUCCUGCCCUCCCAUCCCUCCCUCCCCCCUUGGCCUGCCCCCGCCCCCUCCCCCGGGCCCAACACCGGCUCCCAGAGCAUCCGCACCCUUUGCGUGAUGCCUGCAGUUUAGGAUCCACAGCUUCUCUACUCGUUUUCCUCUUUCCUUUCCUUUUUUUAAAAAAGGAGUAAAUCCGGUGGUGGGCAGCCCGGCACGCACACUUCCACCCUCAUACACCCGACAAAAGCAGAUGCACUUUGACUUCUGACAGCUCUACCUCAAGCCUCAGAGAACUCGACGGCUCUUUCCCUGCAACCAGAGCUCGCCGCGUCGUCCUUUUCCGUCUCCGUCUGUUUAUUUAUUUCGGUUCCCACCGCGGUUCUCUGUGACCUUCACUCCUUGGAGGGCUCUGGACAGAAGGGUCGCUUUCACGCCCGCCCGAGACUCCUUUUCCUCGCCGCAGGAGCUGCAGCGGCGCUGCUCAGCCCGGGAACCCUGGGACUCCCGACUGCGCGCUCGACCGAGGCGUCCCUCCCGCCCCCCACCAGCUUCGUUUCCCUUCUUUUGAUUUCCUGGUGCGGGUUUUGGCUUGAACAGCCGAGUGUGUCUCUUCUUUUUGGAGGGGUCAGGGAGCUCGUGCCGGUUGUCUUCGGGAGUCAUCCCCUUGGCUCUGCCUGCCACUUUCUCUCCGGACCCCACCUGACCAAACCAAAGACCAUGGUGCACUGUGCCGGCUGCAAAAGGCCGAUCCUGGACCGCUUCCUCUUGAACGUGCUGGACAGGGCCUGGCACGUGAAGUGCGUCCAGUGCUGUGAAUGUAAAUGCAACCUGACCGAGAAGUGCUUCUCCCGGGAAGGCAAGCUCUACUGCAAGAACGACUUCUUCCGGUGUUUCGGUACCAAAUGCGCGGGCUGCGCGCAGGGCAUCUCCCCCAGCGACCUGGUGCGGAGGGCACGGAGCAAAGUGUUUCAUCUGAACUGCUUCACCUGCAUGAUGUGUAACAAGCAACUCUCCACUGGCGAGGAGCUCUACAUCAUCGACGAGAAUAAGUUCGUCUGCAAAGAGGAUUACCUAAGUAACAGCAGUGUCGCCAAAGAGAACAGCCUCCAUUCGGCCACCACGGGCAGCGAUCCCAGUUUGUCUCCGGACUCCCAAGACCCGUCGCAGGACGACGCCAAGGACUCGGAGAGCGCCAAUGUGUCAGACAAGGAAGCAGGCAGCAACGAAAAUGACGACCAGAACCUGGGCGCCAAGCGGCGGGGGCCGCGCACCACCAUCAAAGCCAAGCAGCUGGAGACGCUGAAGGCUGCCUUCGCCGCCACGCCCAAGCCCACGCGCCAUAUCCGCGAGCAGUUGGCCCAGGAGACGGGUCUCAACAUGCGCGUCAUCCAGGUCUGGUUCCAGAACCGGCGCUCCAAGGAACGCAGAAUGAAGCAGCUCAGCGCUCUGGGCGCCCGGCGCCACGCCUUCUUCCGCAGUCCGCGCAGGAUGCGGCCGCUGGUGGACCGCCUGGAGCCCGGCGAGCUCAUCCCCAACGGGCCCUUCUCCUUUUACGGAGAUUACCAGAGCGAGUACUACGGCCCAGGGGGCAACUACGAUUUCUUCCCGCAAGGGCCCCCGUCUUCGCAGGCCCAGACGCCGGUGGAUCUGCCCUUCGUGCCAUCGUCCGGGCCGUCCGGAACGCCUCUGGGCGGCCUGGAGCACCCGCUGCCCGGCCAUCACCCGUCGAGCGAGGCUCAGCGGUUCACUGACAUCCUGGCGCACCCCCCCGGGGACUCGCCCAGCCCCGAGCCCAGCCUGCCCGGGCCCCUGCAUUCCAUGUCAGCCGAGGUCUUCGGGCCCAGCCCCCCCUUCUCGUCGCUGUCGGUCAACGGCGGGGCGAGCUACGGGAACCACCUGUCCCAUCCCCCCGAAAUGAACGAGACUGCCGUGUGGUAG
Molecule: messenger RNA, 2691 nt
Organism: Choloepus didactylus (southern two-toed sloth)
Lineage: Eukaryota; Metazoa; Chordata; Mammalia; Pilosa; Megalonychidae
Gene: LHX1
Product: LIM homeobox 1
Exons: 5
Coding region: 1471-2691 (406 amino acids)
Biological process (GO): neuron differentiation; regulation of transcription by RNA polymerase II
Cellular component (GO): nucleus
Molecular function (GO): DNA-binding transcription factor activity, RNA polymerase II-specific; RNA polymerase II transcription regulatory region sequence-specific DNA binding
Source: RefSeq, a predicted model, not a curated record